AGAGCGACGCGUUACUUCCGGGUUCGCAGAUGAGUCGUGAUCCUGGAGCGGAGAUGAAGAACCACCGGGACCGAGCGGAGGAGAAGUAACCGAGAAGAGCGAGGAGGUCCCGGCCGUCAGGGAGGAGAGAGUCCCGGGGGAGGAACUGAGCUGACAGCGGAGGACUGGAACCGAUAACCUUCAACUGGUAAAACUCACUGGAACACAUAACUUCCAGUGAAACAAAUAACCUUCAACUGAUGAAACUCACUGGAACAAAUAACUUCCACUGGAUCAAAUAACCUUCAACUGGUAAAACAAACUGGAACCAAUAACUUCCGCUGAAACAAAUAACCUUCAACUGGUAAAACUAACUGGAACCAAUAAAUUCCACUGGAUCAAAUAACCUUUAACUGAUGAAACUCACUGGAAAGAGUAACUUUCACUGGACCAAAUAACUUUCAACUGGUAAAACCAACUGGAAAGAGUAACUUUCACUGGACCAAAUAACUUUCAACUGGUAAAACCAACUGGAAAGAGUAACUUUCACUGGACCAAAUAACUUUCAACUGGUAAAACCAACUGGAAAGAGUAACUUUCACUGGAUCAAAAAACCUUCAACUGGUAAAACUCACUGGAACCAAUAACCUUCGUGGGUGGAGUCCCACCCUCGAUGAGGAGCCUCUCUGCUCAGGUGUUUGACCUCAGAUCCUCCAGGUGAUCAACAGCUAAACCAACCGCCCCAAUGGAGAAAUACGAGAAACUGGCAAAAAUUGGCGAGGGCUCCUACGGCGUGGUGUUCAAAUGCAAACACAGGGACACGGGUCAAGUAGUGGCCAUCAAGAAGUUCGUGGAGUCCGAGGACGACCCGGUGAUCAAGAAGAUUGCCCUGAGAGAAAUACGUAUGCUGAAGCAGCUGAAACACGUGAAUCUGGUCAACCUGCUGGAGGUGUUCAGGAGGAAGAGACGGCUCCACCUGGUGUUUGAGUUCUGUGAGCAGACGGUUCUCAACGAGCUGGACAAACACCCCCGAGGGGUCCCUGAGGCUCAGCUGAAGAGCAUCGUGUGGCAGACGCUGCAGGCCGUCAACUUCUGCCACAAACACAACUGCAUCCACCGAGACGUGAAGCCUGAGAACAUCCUCCUCACCAAAACCGGAGUCAUCAAGCUCUGCGACUUCGGCUUCGCCCGCAUCCUGACAGGACCGGAGGAUGACUACACAGACUACGUGGCGACCCGCUGGUACCGGGCCCCGGAGCUGCUGGUCGGAGACACCCAGUACGGGCCUCCUGUGGACGUGUGGGCUCUGGGCUGCGUCUUCGCGGAGCUGCUCCACGGGAACCCGCUCUGGCCCGGGAAGUCCGACGUGGACCAGCUCUACCUCAUCCGAAAAACUCUAGGUGACCUGAUCCCUCGUCACCAGCAGGUCUUUCGCUCCAACGUGUUCUUCAGUGGAGUCAGUAUUCCUGAGCCGGACACAACGGAGCCGUUAGAGAAGCGUUUCCACGGAGGCUCCUCUCAGGCCCUCCACGUCAUGAAGUCGUGCCUGGUGAUGGACCCGUCUCACCGCCUGUCCUGUGAGGAGCUGCUGGAGCUGCCGUAUUUCCAGGAAGAAGGAGGAGCCAACUGGGGCCGCGAGGUCGAGCGCCCGGGAAGACGGCACGACAAAGGCUCCCGUCGCCGGCAGGCCGGGGCCCAGUACCUGCCUCAGUUACCAAACAGCAACAUCUCACCAGCACCAGAUAUGAAGAAACUGGUGAAGCAUAAAUAUCACCUGCCCAACAUCUAGCAAACACUUUAGCACCUGCUCCUCGUGUCCGGGGUCGAGUUUUUACUUUUGUUUCC
Molecule: messenger RNA, 1824 nt
Organism: Platichthys flesus (European flounder)
Lineage: Eukaryota; Metazoa; Chordata; Actinopteri; Pleuronectiformes; Pleuronectidae
Product: cyclin-dependent kinase-like 1
Exons: 10
Coding region: 725-1768 (347 amino acids)
Biological process (GO): protein phosphorylation
Cellular component (GO): nucleus
Molecular function (GO): cyclin-dependent protein serine/threonine kinase activity; ATP binding
Source: RefSeq, a predicted model, not a curated record